Messenger RNA from Haliotis rufescens (red abalone), 4072 nucleotides. RefSeq names its product dopamine receptor 2-like. Gene Ontology annotation, biological process: G protein-coupled receptor signaling pathway. Gene Ontology annotation, cellular component: membrane. The record is from RefSeq and is a predicted model, not a curated record. Bases 862 to 1875 code for a protein of 337 amino acids. Gene Ontology annotation, molecular function: G protein-coupled receptor activity. Lineage: Eukaryota; Metazoa; Mollusca; Gastropoda; Lepetellida; Haliotidae. The transcript has 3 exons.
CGCCAUCCUGCGUAACUAAAAAGGAAAUGUGAGACUAUUUCGACCCUGUGCCCUUCCUGAAGUGAGAACUGAAGGCACACUGAUGUCCGCUGGUGUUUUGUAAGCGUGAACACAAAGUUCUAUUUCAUGCUCUGAGUGGCCGCUUCCUUCUGUGUAUGCAUGCAUGCGGUAACUUGAAGUGGGACACUUGGACGGGUGAUUAUAAUUAGACUUGAUGCCAUUACAGCGCCUGACGGCGAGGGGACACACAGCGUCUGGUGUAGAUCAUGCAAGACACCCGAAGCAAGGAGCAUUAGCAUGAGGCGACCGUAUCGGUAUCUUCCCGCCUGGGGGCGUGGCACUCUCGGUGGAACACACGUGACUCAUAUCUACUUAUGCCCACCUGACCAGGAAAUACACACACCUUGUGGAACAGACUAAAGGUUUGCACUCAGCUGAUGACACAACAGACAGGUGUACCAGCACGGACACAACAGACAGGUGUACCAGCACGGACACAACAGACAGGUGUACCAGCACGGACACAACAGACAGGUGUACCAGCACGGACACAACAGACAGGUGUACCAGCACGGACACAACAGACAGGUGUACCAGCACGGACACAACAGACAGGUGUACCAGCACGGACACAACAGACAGGUGUACCAGCACGGGGGACGGGAGAAAGCAUGUUGUCAAGAAAUAACUGUCGCUCUAUGAAACGUCUGUACCGAUAGUUCUUGUGGUUCGUGUAUUUGUAAACAUGAUCUUGCUCACUCAAGUGGGAUGUGAAAAGGUGAUUCUUUGGGGUUUUUUUAAGAAUGAAUUAAUCAUACACAACCCGUAGGAUACAACUGUGUUCAUUGAAACAGUCACAGAAUGAACAACAGCUACGCUUUCAUCGCCUUCACCGGAAGUCCCGUAACCUUCGCUGACCUUGUAGGACUUCCGUUUCUGAUUCUCAUGGGGAUUACGGAACUCGUUCUGAACUUGAUCGUGCUCGUGGCGUUGCGCUCCUCCCAAGAAGACGCCUCCAACUCAUUCAUCGUCAACUUGGCAAUGGCCGACGCCCUGACCGGCCUCAUCGUCAUCUACAACAGCGUGUACACCAUGCUCGAGUGGAAAGACGUCCACGAAUGUCUCUUCAGGUUUGGGCUUCUGAUCGGCGUGAACAUGGCGUCUGUACUAAGCAUUAUGUUGCUCACCGUGGACAGAUAUGUCAAAAUCAAAGACCCAUUCCGUCACAAGCGGCUGUUCACGUCGAAGAGAGUGACUUUGUUGAACACCUCCGUGUGGGUAUUAUCCCUGACGGUGGCAAUACUGCCUGUAGCCGGCUGGAACCGGUCACAGGAAGUGAAGAAGACAUGUAAGUUCUUCACGGUAUUUUCCACCAGCUAUCUCGGGACUGUCGUGGUCAUAUUCGUGAUACCUCUGGUUGCCAUAGUGACACUGUACCCUCAGAUCUACGUUCUGGCAAGGAAGCACGCCAUGGCGAUCCACGCCCAGCUGUGUCGCACGAAUUCUGGCAACACACCCCGGUCCACGCUCAGGUUCGCCAAGACGGUGGGCAUCAUCAUCGGCAUGUACAUCCUGUGCUGGGCGCCAGUAGGCACGUACCUCCUCCUGGUGCUGCUCGACCGCCCCCUGGUGGAGGAGACGGGAGUUGACCUCGGCGCCGUCCUCACCUACACUGCCGGUGUCGGCUUCCUCAACAGCCUCAUCAACCCUCUCGUGUACGCCAUCAAGAUCCCCGCGGUCGGCCGGGUGUUCAGGAGAGUGUGCUGCUGUUGUUGCUGUUCCUGGUCUGACCCCGCCCCCUCCGCCAGACACAGUGUGUACACCCUGGCUAGUGUUGGUCUUAUCCCCCUGAGACCGGACGACGCCAGGUGUUGAACGCCAGACGCCAGGUGAUGAACGCCAGGUGAUGAACGCCAGGUGAUGUGUGCCAGACGCUAGAUGAUGUAACAUGAAGACACGUACCAGAAGCAAAACAAAAUCAGCAUUCAACGUCACUGUGUCACCACCAUGUGAUGUGCGCGAUAUACACCUGAACACAGCCGCGUAAUGUGCGCGAUAUGCAACUGAAUACAACCACGUGAUGUGCGCGUUAUGCAACUGAACACUAUCAUGUGACGUGUGCGAUAUGCAACUGAACACUAUUAUGUGACGUGUGCGAUAUGCAUCUGAACACCAUUAUGUAAUGUGUGCGAUAUGCAACUGAACACCACCGCGUGAUGUGCGCGAUAUGCAUCUGAACACCAUUAUGUAAUGUGUGCGAUAUGCAACUGAACACCACCGCGUGAUGUGCGCGAUAUGCAACUGAACACAACCACGUGAUGUGCGCGAUAUGCAACUGAACACCGCCACGUGAUAUGCGCGAUAUGCUACUGAACACCGCCACGUGAUGUGCGCGAUAUGCAACUGAACACCGCCACGUGAUGUGCGGGAUAUGCAACUGAACACCACCACGUGAUGUGCGCGAUAUGCAACUGAACACCGCCACGUGAUGUGCGGGAUAUGCAACUGAACACCGCCACGUGAUGUGCGUGAAAGGCAACUGAACACCACCACGUGAUGUGCGGGAUAUGCAACUGAACACCGCCACGUGAUGUGCGGGAUAUGCAACUGAACACCGCCAUGUGAUGUGCGCGAUAUGCAACUGAACACCACCACGUGAUGUGCGCGAUAUGCAACUGAUAACCUACACGUGAUGUGUGCGAUAUGCAUCUGAACACCGCCACGUGAUGUGCGCAAUAUCCAACUGAACACCACCACGUGAUGUGCUCGAUAUGCAACUGAACAUCGCCACGUGAUAUUCGCGGUAUGCAGUUGAACAACCCCACGUGAUAUUCGCGGUAUGCAACUGAACAUCGCCACGUGAUAUUCGCGGUAUGCAACUGAACACCGCCACGUGAUAUUCGCGGUAUGCAACUGAACAUCGCCACGUGAUAUUCGCGGUAUGCAACUGAACACCACCACGUGAUAUUCGCGGUAUGCAGUUGAACAACCCCACGUGAUAUUCCCGGUAUGCAACUGAACACCGCCACGUGAUGUGUGCGAUAUGCAUCUGAACACCACCAUAUGAUGUGCGCGAUAUGCAUCUGAACACCACCACGUGAUAUUCGCGGUAUGCAACUGAACAUCGCCACGUGAUAUUCGCGGUAUGCAACUGAACACCGCCACGUGAUAUUCGCGGUAUGCAACUGAACAUCGCCACGUGAUAUUCGCGGUAUGCAACUGAACACCACCACGUGAUAUUCGCGGUAUGCAACUGAACACCACCACGUGAUAUUCGCGGUAUGCAACUGAACAUCGCCACGUGAUAUUCGCGGUAUGCAACUGAACACCACCACUUGAUGUGCGCGAUAUGCAACUGAACAUGUACACCACCACGUGAUGUGCGCGAUAUGCAACUGAACACCACCACGUGAUAUUCGCGGUAUGCAACUGAACAUCGCCACGUGAUAUUCGCGGUAUGCAACUGAACACCACCACGUGAUAUUCGCGGUAUGCAACUGAACACCACCACGAGAUAUUCGCGGUAUGCAACUGAACAUCGCCACGUGAUAUUCGCGGUAUGCAACUGAACACCACCACUUGAUGUGCGCGAUAUGCAACUGAACAUGUACACCACCACGUGAUGUGCGCGAUAUGCAACUGAACACCACCACGUGAUAUUCGCGGUAUGCAACUGAACAUCGCCACGUGAUAUUCGCGGUAUGCAACUGAACACCACCACGUGAUGUGCGCGAUAUGCAACUGAACAUGUACACCACCACGUGAUGUGUGCGAUAUGCAACUGAACAUGUACACCACCACGUGAUGUGCGCGAUAUGCAACUGAACAUGUACACCACCACGUGAUGUGUGCGAUAUGCAACUGAACACCACCACGUGAUAUUCGCGGUAUGCAACUGAACAUCGCCAAGUGAUAUUCGCGGUAUGCAACUGAACACCACCACGUGAUGUGCGCGAUAUGCAACUGAACAUGUACACCACCAUGUGAUGUGUGCGAUAUGCAACUGAACAUGUACACCACCACGUGAUGUGCGCGAUAUGCAACUGAACAUGUACACCACCACGUGAUGUGC